Messenger RNA from Paramuricea clavata, 1071 nucleotides. The record is from the annotation of a GenBank genome assembly. Lineage: Eukaryota; Metazoa; Cnidaria; Anthozoa; Malacalcyonacea; Plexauridae.
AUGAAAUAUUUAGCAGAUUCAAGCGGCGAAUCGUCGACAUCGCCUGUUCCAUCUGUUCUCCCGUCACCUGGUGGUGGUGUACUAGCUUGCAUUUCUGGCAAUCCAGUUACAGAUAUGGCAGCAAAAGGAACGUUAACCAUUUUUUGUUAUAAAAAUGGACACCAUUAUGCACUUACCUGCUUUCAUGUAGUUUGUGCAAAUGAUACAAUUCGUUUCAAUUCUACAUUUAAUAUCAACAUAAAAAAUAUUCAAGAAAUUCACAAUUCACUUCCAGCUUACGAGUUCCAUGCCCGUGAAGAAAGAUAUUGGUUUACAGAACGCGAGAUCGAGAGCAACAACGAACCCAUCGCAUAUGAAGACGAUUUAAGCCACUACACCCCCCUUGGUGAUUUCCACAAUUAUCGUUUUGAUAAUGAAUGCGACAUUCUGUCUGUAAAAGUCCCAAGAGAUACUGAGAUAAAUUGCGAAAUGGCAGACGUAACUUCUCAAGAUUGGCAGAGUAUAUGGAAUGAGCUUGUUGAUAUAUUUGCUGAAUGGAAUGAAGGUUCUGGGAAUCCAGUAAUCGUGGAGAAAAUCGGAUUUUCGUCGGGCUUGACAAACGGCCAUGUUGUUACACUCAAUUAUAAUAACCCCGACCUAUUAUUCAAGAAUGCAAUCGCUGUUAAGGGUCCAUUUUUUGAAGGAGGCGACUCGGGCUCUCCUGUUUUCUUUCGUGACAAGUGUAAUCAGAAACAGGUUUUUGCUUAUGGUGUUUGCGAAGUGGAUGAGCUUCUCUCACCAGAAGAACUCGAGACAACGAGCUCCGACGAUGAUGAUAGUGAUGAUGUUUGCGAAAUCGAUGACGUUCUCCCACCAGAACAACCCGAGUUGACAAGUUCCACCUCGCGUGAAAACGUAUCACCAGAACAGACGAGCUCCGACGACAACGACAGUGAAACCACAUUCGAUGAGAAGAAUGAAAACAGCGCUCCAAAUGAAAGGGGACCAUACUUUAUCUGUUUCAGAUUAAAUACCGCUUUAGAAAAGCUGGAAUUUGACAGAGCAUGUAUAAGCGAUUGUGGUAGAAACUGA